Molecule: messenger RNA, 384 nt
Organism: Punica granatum (pomegranate)
Lineage: Eukaryota; Viridiplantae; Streptophyta; Magnoliopsida; Myrtales; Lythraceae
Source: RefSeq, a predicted model, not a curated record
AUGGCUCAAGGGAAUUUAUUUAUGGUAGUUUCGGUGUAUGUGGAUGACAUCGUUGUUGGUGGUAAUUACUCGAGCCAGUGUCAGUAUUUCAAGAGAUAUCUAAACCAGUGUUUCAGGAUCAAGGAUUUGGGAUCUGUAUGGUUUUUCUUGGACAUCGAAGUUACAAAGAUGAGUUCAGGAUUGUUUCUUAAUCAGAAGAAGUAUAUACUUGACAUUCUUACAGAGUACGAGAUGUUGGGAGCUAAGCCGUUGGCAUUCCCGAUGGAGCAGAAUCACAGACUUAUAGCGGACUUUGGUUUGGCUAUUGCUGACCCGAGUCAAUAUAGGAUCCACAUCAGGACCACUGAGAGGCUUACGAUUCGUGUACUACGAUACCUCAAGUAG